Messenger RNA from Mucor mucedo, 942 nucleotides. RefSeq lists its product as uncharacterized. The transcript has 5 exons. The record is from RefSeq and is a predicted model, not a curated record. The coding region runs from base 400 to 834 and encodes 144 amino acids. NCBI's taxonomy places the organism in Eukaryota, Fungi, Mucoromycota, Mucoromycetes, Mucorales, Mucoraceae.
UGUUGGAGUAAAAGGUUUUUAUUUAUUUAUUAUAGCAUUAUCGUUACCGUUCAAAUUUCUUUCUACAUGACGUAGAGAUUUUUAUUGCCCCACAAUAUUACUUACCUAAUAAGGGUUGGAUGCAUCAUGCGUCAAUAAAUCUGUUUUCCUUUACUUAACAUCAUUGAAUAAUUUCUACAUAAUCUCUAAUCCCACUUCGAGCUCUUCUGUUCCCACUCGUAAAACGGUUAAAUUGACAACCCGUUUACAUCCAUGUCCUACCUGCAACAGAGAAUUUAAUUUUUAUCAAGAUUUGAGAAAUCACCGCAGAAUCCAUUCUGUUAAUGAUUUGCUGACACAAAUGAGGAUGCCAAAGGUGCAUUAUCUAUUAACAACAAUGAUCCAGUGGCGUACUAUUCUAUGGAUGCAGUUAGUGCUUCUCCUAUGCAACAAGAAACACCAGCAGUCCACAACGACCAAAGAGAUUUAGAUGAAAGAUUUCCCUAUUUGACUGAAUUUAGGUGUGAAGAAACCGAGGGUCUUGCUCAUGUUUACAAUAAUGGUGUAUCCAGCUUUGACAAGAAUGAAAUUUCUCAACCGGGAUACAGAGAACUGGUAAGAUUGAUUAAUACGGUUAUUGGAGACCACGAUCAAAUAAUGGAAGAGCCAUGUGCUAAAGUAUCCCAGGGUGAUAUUAUCAAUGCAUUAGGCAAGUCUAAGUCGACUAUUCGAGGUUAUGAAAAACAAGAAUCAGAAUGCCAGGCACCUGCAAUAACCACCACCAUCAUGUCCGUCGGUUAUAUGCUUUCACAAAUGCUUGCAGAAACAAAAAAGGAGGGACCUUAUGCAGUAUAGAGUGAACAGGGAAACAAGUCAAGUUGAAAUUCGUGAUUUUUUCGAUGUUCAAGAUUACAAGGAAGUUGUCUAUUCAAUGAGUUCACCAAUCCAGAUGAUAUUCCAAUC